UAAGUCUGUGUUUCCAGCUGACUGCUCGCUCUCUCUUAGUGUGUGUGUGCCUGUGUGUGUAUGUGUGUUGUCAUUAUUAUUAUCCAGUCUGCUCCCAGCUCAGAAUGGCCAGAUUCACUCAGACUGAGACAAGAAGGGAGCAGCACCCACAGCCGCCCCAUCCCGCUUACUCCAGCCUGCUUUUCACUGGACCCGGGGCAGCACCGACCCAACAUCCACUCCUCCUAAUCCCGCACCAGCACCAGUACGCUCAGAUCCCAUUCCCUAAUCCCAUGAACGGGUCAGAAUCCAUCUCCAUUCAUCAGGAGAACGGCACCAUGAAAGACCAAGAUGCCAUAAAACUCUUUAUCGGGCAAAUACCGCGGAACCUUGAGGAAAAAGAUCUGAAACCAUUAUUCGAACAGUUUGGGAAAAUCCACGAAUUGACAGUAUUAAAGGACCGAUACACCGGCAUGCACAAAGGCUGCGCGUUCCUCACCUACUGCGCCCGUGAGUCGGCCAUCAAAGCCCAGAACGCUCUCCACGAACAGAAGACACUGCCGGGGAUGACUCGCCCCAUCCAGGUGAAGCCAGCUGACAGCGAGAGCCGUGGAGAAGACAGGAAGCUGUUCGUCGGGAUGCUGAACAAACAACAGACGGAGGAGGACGUGUACCGUCUUUUCGAACCCUACGGAGUCAUUGAGGAGUGCACUGUGCUAAGAGGUCCGGAUGGAAACAGCAAAGGCUGCGCCUUUGUAAAGUUCUCCACACACGCUGAAGCUCAAUCUGCAAUCAGCGCCCUGCACGGCAGUCAAACCAUGCCGACUGGCUCCGAUUCUCUCCUCCCUCAGGGCGCGUCGUCCAGCCUGGUGGUCAAGUUUGCCGACACGGACAAGGAGCGCACCAUCCGUCGCAUGCAGCAGAUGGUGGGCCAGUUUGGCAUCUUCAACCCCGCCAUCGCCCUGCCCUUCAGCACCUACAGCACCUACGCACAUGCGCUGAUGCAACAGCAGGCGGCCCUCAUGGCUGCCAGUCACGGAGGCUACCUGGCGCCCAGCGUGGCCUUUCCCACCACCCAGAUCCACCAGAUGGGGGCGCUCAAUAUCAACAGUCUGCCGCCCACUCCCAUGACCCCGGUGUCGGGUGAGUUUCAUCAGACACUGGGCCUCAGCUCACCACCUGCCAACAUCACCACAUCAGCCGUCCCCAGCAUCGUCACUCCUAUCGUCAACGGCUUCACCAGCAUCCCUCACCAGCCCAAUGGACACCCAGCGGUCGAGGCCAUGUACACCAACGGACUGCCCUCUUACUCCACCCAAAGCCCCACAGCUGCGGACACCCUACAGCAGGCCUUCACCGGGGUGCAGCAAUAUACAGCCAUCUACCCAGCGACCACACUGACCCCUAUUGGCCAAAGCUUGCCACAGCCACAAGUCAUUCAACAGCAGCAGCAGAGAGAAGGUGAGGAAAGGCGUUUCGUCGGCUGGACAAUCGGACCAGAGGGCUGCAACCUCUUCAUCUACCAUCUACCGCAGGAAUUUGGUGACAACGAGCUCAUGCAGAUGUUCCUUCCGUUCGGUACAGUCAUCUCCUCCAAGGUCUUCAUGGAUAGAGCCACCAACCAGAGCAAAUGUUUUGGCUUCGUGAGCUUCGACAACCCAGCAAGUGCACAGGCUGCUAUCCAGGCCAUGAACGGCUUUCAGAUCGGCAUGAAGAGGUUGAAAGUGCAGUUAAAACGGCCGAAGGAUGCGAGCCGCCCGUACUGACAGGGCCCGUCCCACACAGGGCUCUCAGCAACAGCACAGGAUUUGAAGAGUGAAAUCUCAAAAGGAGUUUAACUUUUUCUUUCAAAACAAACAAGAACAACAUGAAUGGAUUUUUUUGAAGACAUCAGCAUUUAUUUUACGAAGAUGUUCGGUACAGAGGAGGAUUGCGGGUGAACCGGCACCAGUGGACAGACCACACUCGGCACAGCGCACGAAAGACAAGAGGAAGAUCUCUCUAAAGACAGAGAACUCAACAUGUCCUGUCUCUCGCUGAGCUUCGAACCGUCAGUCAAGCAACAAACAAAAAGAAAAAAAGCGAGAACAACUUCGAUUUCUAUAUACAUAUUAUACACACAUAUGCUAUUUAAAGGAAGAGGCGCUUAUUACACUGGACAAAUGAGGGUUAAACUUGAAGACCAAGGAAAAAUGCAGUGGAAAAAAAAGAAGUUCUUCUUGUCCCGCUAGUGGACUUUCUUUCUCUUUCCCUCUUUCCUUUUCUCCUGUCACCGUCUUUCAGCAAACGCAGGACAUUCUGUGGUCACCGAGGUUUCAUGCCCUCAGUGAAACUGAUCAAUCUUUCACCCCAAAGGGACCAAAGGACCAAACAUUUUUAUUCCUCAACAGAAAUAUAUGGUAUUAAUAACAAUGCUAAUACUACAAACUACUACUAAUGACAUAAGUAAAAAAAAAAAAAAGUUAAAAAAAGCAUAAAUAUUCGCUUCAGGUCGGAAGAGGAAAGGGAUUUUGAUUUCUUUUCCUUUUACAUUUAUAGCUACUGGGUUUCAGAAUAUUUAAACAAAAUAGAAAAAAAAAUGAAGAAAAAAAAGUAUUUUAAAAGCUAUACUAUUUUAGUGGAGUAGAAUAUGUGGAUUGGAGAUUGUUAGGAGCAUGUUCAGUCAUUUUCAUUCAUGAUGAAAAAAAGAGGGAGGGAAGGGUCCAUCAUCCAUCAUCUUUUUCUUUACUCCGAUGUCAGAAAUAGGCCACAUUCCAGAGAGCAAAUGCUGAGUAUAACUAUAUAUGCAUGUGCGAAGUGUUGCUGGUUUAGCGAAACCUUGGGUAGUUAUUCAGUACACAUAAACUAACAUAUUUAUCCAAUGAAAGCUUUACUUAUCGAGCAGAAUAAGUACCUGUGGCUUCAACGCAAACUAUUCGCAAUAUAACUGCUGUACCAUUGCACAGGUAAAUAAUAACUGAAAAAUACAGUUAACGCUUGACAGUGACGGGAAAUGUUCAUUUUCGUUUUUGUGCGCCGAUUUAGUGCUUUUUCUACUAAAGGGGAUCUAGUUUGAUUUCAUCAGGUUUACGAUCGUGCUUCGUAAAGUAUCGGCCAACUUUACCAUUACGAGGGACCAGCAGAGCUUUCAUAUCGUCCAUUUUCGUGCAUCUUUCAAGAACAAACUCAUCAAAUGGUUGGUGCCAAAUGCUGAAUAUCAACUUGAUAAAGCACACUGGUAAGUGAACAAGCAGUUACAUAGAUACCAAGCCUUAAACCCUAACA
This is a messenger RNA of Rhinichthys klamathensis goyatoka, 3243 nucleotides long. RefSeq names its product cugbp, Elav-like family member 5a (gene celf5a). Gene Ontology annotation, biological process: mRNA splice site recognition; regulation of alternative mRNA splicing, via spliceosome. The transcript has 13 exons. Gene Ontology annotation, cellular component: nucleus; cytoplasm; ribonucleoprotein complex. The record is from RefSeq and is a predicted model, not a curated record. Bases 105 to 1745 code for a protein of 546 amino acids. Gene Ontology annotation, molecular function: mRNA binding. Lineage: Eukaryota; Metazoa; Chordata; Actinopteri; Cypriniformes; Leuciscidae.